Leptosia nina is the source of this 606-nucleotide messenger RNA. NCBI's taxonomy places the organism in Eukaryota, Metazoa, Arthropoda, Insecta, Lepidoptera, Pieridae. The record is from the annotation of a GenBank genome assembly.
AUGGAUAUGUUUAUUUGGAAGAGUGUCGUCGUCGGCCUAGCUGAGAGGAUAGUGGGGAUAACUAGGAGAUUGAAGAAUAAUGAGAAAAGCGACGCAAUCAACGAAGUACUAAUAUACGGCGGCGACACAGACGAAUGGAGGAGGCAAGUAGGCCUCAACAAUUUAUUCUGCAUUCUGUAUAUCAUAGACCACGCUGGUCGAACAAUCGACAUAUCAAUGCCGAGCCUAGAAAGCGAUUCGUUAACAAAAUGCUUAAUAGAAGUGAAAAACAGAAAUAACAUUGAGGUUCGUCUCAUAGUGCACAAUGUUACAGACCUUUGCAACCUGCACAGUUUAGCUGAUAACGGGAUACGCGUCAAAGUGAUAAAAUCAGCAGUGAAAUUGGAACAUGAAUUCAUAAUCAUCGAUGGUGCUUAUUCAGAUGCUGUGGCGAUUUUGGGUUCCUUGGACUUCGAAGUCAGCCGCGUCAACUGCUGUAAGGGUACGACGAUCCUAUCUUCGGAUUGUACCCUCAUAUCCGCUCUGCAGCUGGAAUUUAACAGAGUGUGGCUUUCCCAUGACGACGAAAAUAUAAAUAACUUUGACGACAGCGAGGAAGGAAGUUAA